AUGGACCCGUCCCUGCACAGCUGCCAGGUGGGCGGGUGUGCCCGCCUGCAGAGGGGCCUCCCCCCGAGCUCUGCCCGCUGUUCUCUGGAGCGGCUCUUCUCGGAGGCCAGUGUGGAGAGCCCUCUGUCGGCCCCCACCUCUGGCCCGGACUUCAGUCCCGCCCUGACCCCUGGUCCUGCACCCACAUCACUCCGGCCCACCAGCUCCCCACCAACCUCCCCACCACCAGCCCCACCACCCCCACCAGCCCCAACAGCCCCACCACCCCCACCAGCCCCACCAUCCCCACCAUGCCCCCAUCCCCCACCAUCCCCACCACCAGCCCCCCCACCAUCCCCACCACCCCCCCCCAUCCCCACCAUCCCACCACCACCCCCACCAUCCCCACCACCCCCACCACCCCCACCACCACCAUCCCCACCAUCCCCACCACCACCCCCACCACCACCAUCCCCACCACCACCAUCCCCACCACCCCCACCACCCAGCACCCGACCCCCCCCACCAUCCCCACCACCACCCUCCCCACCCCCACCACCCCCCCCACCACCAGCCCCACCACCACCAGCACCAUCACCACCAGCCCCACCACCACCAGCACCAUCACCACCAGCCCCACCACCACCAGCACCAUCACCACCAGCCCCACCACCACCAGCCCCACCACCACCACCCCCACCACCAUCCCCACCACCAUCAUCCCCACCACCUCCACACCACCCCCACGAGCCCCACCAGCACACCACCCCAGCCCCCCCACCACCAGCCCCACCACCACCCCAGCCACCACCACCCUCACCCCCACCACCACGAGCCCCCCCACCCCCACCAGCCCCACCACCCCACCAUGCCCCACCACCCCCACCACCACCAGCCCCCCCACCCCCACCCCCACCACCCCCCACCACGACUCCCACCAUCCACACCAUCCCCACCAGCCCCACCACCACCCCACCCCCCCCACCACCAUCCCCACCAUCCCCACCAUCCCCACCCCCACCCCCACCACCACCACCCCCACCAUCCCCACCACCACCCCCCCCACCCCCACCAUCCCCACCAUCCCCACCAUCCCCACCACCACCAUUCCCACCAUCCCCAGCAUCCCCACCACCACCAUCCCCACCACCACCAUCCCCACCACCACCCCCCCCACCACCACCAUCCCCACCAUCCCCACCAUCCCCGCCAUCCCCACCAUCCCCACCAUCCCCACCACCACCAUUCCCAUCCCCACCACCACCACCAGCCCCACCAGCCCCGCCACCAUCAUCCCCACCAUCCCCACCAUCCCCGCCACCCCCACCAGCCCCACCAUCCCCACCACCACCCCCACCAUCCCCACCAUCCCCACCAUCCCCACCAUCCCCACCACCACCAUCCCCACCAUCCCCUCCACCAUCAUCCCCACCAUCCCCACCAUCCCCACCACCACCAUCCCCACCACCCCCACCACCACCAUCCCCACCAUCCCCUCCACCAUCAUCCCCACCAUCCCCACCAUCCCCACCACCAUCCCCACCACCCCCACCAUCCCCACCAUCCCCACCACCCCCACCGCACGAGGGCUGGAGCUUCGGCAGCCGCUCGGGCCUGGAGGAGAGCACCCGGUGUGAGGACGGGAAGGAGAGGCAGGGCGUCCCUGGGUGCCCUGCCUUCGUGGGCGGCACUCCCACUGGCGUGUUCCGGCUGCAGUGGUCAGCUGGUGGCUGGCCCGGCGUGGAAGGGCCUCUGGUCUCUUAG
Pipistrellus kuhlii (Kuhl's pipistrelle) is the source of this 1743-nucleotide messenger RNA. RefSeq names its product basic proline-rich protein-like. Lineage: Eukaryota; Metazoa; Chordata; Mammalia; Chiroptera; Vespertilionidae. The record is from RefSeq and is a predicted model, not a curated record.